AUGUGUGUUGAUUACCGGCAGUUGAACAAGUUGACCAUUAAGAACAAAUAUCCACUUCCCCGGAUAGAUGACUUAAUGGAUCAACUGAGGGGAGCAUCGGUAUUUUCUAAGAUUGACUUGAGGUCAGGAUAUCACCAGAUCAGGGUGAAAGAGGGUGACAUACCUAAGACCGCUUUCAGGACUAGGUAUGGUCACUAUGAGUAUGUUGUGAUGCCGUUUGGUGUGACCAACGCCCCGACAGUGUUCAUGGAUUACAUGAACAAGAUCUUCCCGCCCUUCUUGGAUAAAUUUGUGGUGGUGUUCAUUGACGACAUCCUUAUUUAUUCAAGGACCCCGGAGGAGCAUGGAGAGCACUUGAGAUUGGUGCUAGAGAUUUUGAAGGCGAAGCAGUUGUAUGCCAAGCUUUCAAAAUGUGAGUUC
Molecule: messenger RNA, 420 nt
Organism: Cajanus cajan (pigeon pea)
Lineage: Eukaryota; Viridiplantae; Streptophyta; Magnoliopsida; Fabales; Fabaceae
Source: RefSeq, a predicted model, not a curated record